AUGAAUUUAUUUGACAAGCGUAACAUGCGGAUGGCCACGAUGAGCCGCGCAGUUACAUUGGGUUUACACGUUUUUGGCAUCUGGCCUUACGUACCGUCUACCAUAUUGUUUCGAUUCUAUUGGAUCGUGGUGUUCAGCACGAUGCAGGUUUUUCAAUACCGAUACGUGAUAGUGAACGUACAUACGGACGACUUUUCGCAAUUCAUGGACGGAGUGAGUAGCGCACUGGCGUCUUCUCUGCUUUACAUCAAACUCGUUAUAUUGUGGGUCAAUCAACGAGUAGUUUUCGAUCUAUUGCAAAUGAUGACCACGGAUUGGCAAGACUACAACUCGAAUCGCCAUAAUUCAAGCGUGCUGAUGAAUACGACGAAUCUUGCACGCCGCACUUCGACGUGGAUCAUCGGCAUGCAAAUGGCUUCUGUAACUUGUUACAGUAUCGGUGUUCUCGCCGCUAACAUAACUAAUCCUGCGAGAAUGGAACCGUACGCGCGAGAACUUAUUCUCAAAAUGGAGUUUCCUUUUAACAUUAGUACGGAGUCUAUUUACUUGACGGUACAAUCGGUUCAGUUGUAUCAUCUGCUGUUGAUAGGCUAUUGCGUGGCAAUCGUAAAUUUAUUUUUGGUCAUUUUGAUACUUCAUGUCGGUGGCCAAAUCGACAUUCUUUGUGAAUGGUUGACAAACGCUUUCUCCAGACAUUUAACACAUUUAUCAGAAGAGAUUACAAUGCGCACAAUAAUCACAAAGCAUCAGCAGAUUAUUUUAUUUGCAGAAAAUAUUGAAAAUCUCUACACGUACAUUGCGCUAAUGAUACUUUUAUCAGACACGUUCAUCAUAUGUUGUUUAGGAUUUAUUAUUGUUAUCUCUCUUGAUGCGCCUAAUGCUGCUGCAAUUUUAGUCAAGUCUGUAUUAUUUUACAUCACGGUGAAUGUCGAAGCUUUUAUAUAUUGUGUCGCUGGCGAAUAUUUAAGCGCUAAGAGUAAGAUGAUCGGACAUGCAGCGUACCAUUCUGUUUGGUAUGAUUAUCCGACUACGGAGAGUCGAAUUAUAGUGUUCGUUAUUUUAAGAUCACAGAGAACACUGACAAUCACGAGCGGAAAGGUCAUGGACUUGUCAUUGGAACGAUUUACUAGUGUUAUAAAAGCAUCGGUGUCGUACUUAUCGGUUCUUUUAGCAAUGUACUGA
Pseudomyrmex gracilis is the source of this 1182-nucleotide messenger RNA. Its product is annotated as odorant receptor 13a-like. Gene Ontology annotation, biological process: sensory perception of smell; detection of chemical stimulus involved in sensory perception of smell. Bases 1 to 1182 code for a protein of 393 amino acids. The transcript is spliced from 7 exons. Lineage: Eukaryota; Metazoa; Arthropoda; Insecta; Hymenoptera; Formicidae. Gene Ontology annotation, molecular function: olfactory receptor activity; odorant binding. The record is from RefSeq and is a predicted model, not a curated record. Gene Ontology annotation, cellular component: plasma membrane.